CUUAGUUCAUAAACAAACUUUGAGAAUAACACGUUGCGCUAAUCUGAUAUUUCUAAGGAUAUCGACAAGUUUUCUGAUAUAUAUAUAAAUAUGUGCCGGGUUUAGUUAUAGAUCAUAGUAAGAACAAUCAUAUCAUGAACAUGUAUUUCAAGCCAAUGCUUAUUCUACUAGUUUUAGCAGUUUCAAUGCAAUGUUCGUUUUCUUUGAAUCGUAAAAAAUUCCCUGCCUAUUUUAUGUUUGGAACAGCAACGGCCGCACAUCAAGUGGAAGGUGGAUGGAACGAGGAUGGAAAAGGAGAGAAUAUAUGGGACAGACUGUCACAUUCAACUACACUUGUUUUGAAUAACGAAACAGCAGACGUAGCGUGCGACUCAUACCAUAAAUACAAAGAAGAUGUAGCUAUGCUAAAAUUUCUGGGAGUUAACCAUUAUCGAUUCUCCAUUGCUUGGUCUAGAAUUCUACCAACAGGAAUCAAUAACCAGAUAAAUGAAGCCGGAAUAAACUAUUACAAAAGUCUGAUUAAAGAGCUUAAAGAUAAUGGCAUUGAACCCUUAGUAACUAUGUUCCAUUGGGACACUCCACAACCCCUACAAGAUGUUGGUGGCUGGACAAAUGAAAUUAUAAUUGAUAUAUUCGCGGACUAUGCCAGAAUACUUUUCGAAACAUUUGGUAGUGAUAUUAAGUAUUGGUUAACAUUCAAUGAACCGAAACAGACUUGCCAGGAAGGUUAUGGAUCUGGCGUUAAAGCUCCUGCUAUCACAUCGCAUGGUUAUGGAGAAUAUUUAUGUGCCCACAAUCUCAUAAAAGCACAUGCUAAGGUGUGGCAUAUGUAUGAUAAAGAAUUUAGGAAUGAGCAACAAGGCUUAGUUGGUAUCACGAUUGACUCUAUGUGGAUGGAACCAGAAACAGACAGUGAACAAGACAAAAUUGCUGCAGAACGGAAAAUUCAGUUUACGUUUGGAUGGUUUGCUAAUCCAAUAAUUAACGGAGAUUAUCCAUCUGUUAUGAAGGAAUAUAUCGCUAAAAGAAGUAUGAUACAGGGCUUCACACAAUCUCGUUUGCCCGAGUUUAGUGUAGAAGAAAUAGAAUAUAUUAAGGGUACUAUUGAUUACCUUGGUGUUAACCACUAUACAUCCACUCUUGUACGUCAUGUGGAAGAUUCAAAUAAAACUGAGGUUUCGUGGGAAGCAGAUUCUGAGACAUAUUUGUACCAACCUGAGCAAUGGGAGUCCACUGCAUCAGAUUGGUUGAAAGUAACACCAUGGGGGAUAAGAAAACACCUUAAUUGGAUUAGUGCUACAUAUGGGAAUAUACCACAAUUAAUUACUGAGAACGGAUAUUCAGAUAAUGGAACAUCACUUGAGGAUGAUAGACGGAUAUAUUAUUAUCAGGAAUAUUUAAGUGGAGUAAGGGAUGCUUUGGACGACGGUGUUAAUGUCAUUGGAUAUACAGCUUGGUCACUUAUGGACAAUUUUGAAUGGCUCAGAGGAUUUUCAGAGAAAUUUGGUUUAUAUGGUGUCGAUUUUGAAGACCGUGGAAGACCUAGGUAUCCAAAAAAAUCAGUUAUGUAUUUCAAACACGUGGCAGAAUCAAAAUGCAUUGUUGAUGAACUAGAAUGCGUAGGAGAAACCAGUGUUGACGACAUAGCUAAAUAUGUUUAUAAAAAUAUGAUCAAUGUAUAAAAAUUCCUGUAUUCAAUUAA
Messenger RNA from Diorhabda carinulata, 1702 nucleotides. RefSeq names its product myrosinase 1-like. The transcript is spliced from 6 exons. The record is from RefSeq and is a predicted model, not a curated record. Gene Ontology annotation, biological process: carbohydrate metabolic process. Lineage: Eukaryota; Metazoa; Arthropoda; Insecta; Coleoptera; Chrysomelidae. Gene Ontology annotation, molecular function: beta-glucosidase activity. The coding region runs from base 135 to 1682 and encodes 515 amino acids.